AGAGAAUCCCACAAACGGGCGCACGCACUUGCCAAUAGCGAAUAUCCAACCUCUUUUUUCUUGGGGGUGGGAUUAUGCUCUUCUUCCAAGCCAUUCUUCUCCAUAAUCACAGUAAUACUGCCCAUACCACACCCAUACCCAUCGCCAUAGCCAUAGCCAUUGCCAGAGCCAGAGCCCCCUUCUUCUGCUCCCGCUAAGUGGGGGCAUAGAAUAGAAGAAACAAAAAAAAAACAAUACCCACUCAAUUCCCAACUCCGUCGAUAUUGUUAUUCUUGGAUCUGACUCUCUCUUAGCUGUAUCCGACGGGGCUGCGCCGGCCGUCGAGCACGUGGGCUUCUUCUUCCCAGAUGGGCCCUAAGCCUGGCACCGAGGGCUGCUGCAACCCCGUGAAGAAACCUGGCCCCGUCUCCAUGGAUCACGUCCUUCUCGUUUUGAGAGAAACCAAAGAAGAAAGGGACCUUAGAAUUCGUAGCCUAUUCAAUUUCUUCGACGUCGCUAAUGCCGGCUAUUUGGACUAUGCCCAGAUCGAGACGGGCCUCUCCGCCCUCCAAAUUCCCCCGGAGUACAAGUACGCCAAGGAUCUUUUGAAGGUCUGCGAUGCCAAUAGGGAUGGCCGGGUCGAUUACCUCGAGUUCCGUCGCUAUAUGGACGCCAAGGAGCUUGAGCUUUAUCGAAUCUUUCAGGCCAUUGAUGUCGAACACAACGGCUGCAUUUUGCCCGAAGAGCUCUGGGACGCGCUUGUCAAGGCUGGGAUUGAAAUUGAUGACGAGGAGCUUGCACGUUUUGUGGAGCAUGUUGAUAAGGAUAAUAAUGGAAUCAUCACAUUUGAGGAAUGGAGAGAUUUUCUUCUACUCUAUCCACACGAAGCAACUAUCGAAAACAUUUAUCAUCACUGGGAAAGGGUAUGUCUUGUAGACAUUGGGGAACAUGCUGUUAUUCCGCACGGCAUAGCUAAGCAUGUUCAUAGAAGCAAAUAUUUUAUUGCAGGGGGAAUUGCUGGAGCUGCCUCUCGAACUGCAACUGCCCCAUUGGAUCGCCUGAAGGUGAUUUUGCAAGUUCAGACAACACAUGCCCAUAUUGGUCCAGCUUUAAAGAAGAUAUGGAAGGAAGGUGGUAUCCUAGGUUUUUUUAGAGGUAAUGGGAUAAAUGUUGUGAAGGUAGCACCUGAGAGUGCCAUAAAAUUUUACGCUUAUGAAAUGUUGAAGAAUGUGAUUGGUGAUUUUAAGGGUGAAGACAAGGGUGAUAUUGGUGCUAGUGGAAGACUUCUUGCUGGUGGUACGGCAGGUGCAGUGGCUCAAACUGUGAUCUACCCGUUGGAUCUUGUGAAAACGAGGUUACAGACGUGUUCUUGUGAAGGUGGAAGGGUUCCUAAACUGGGGAUGCUUACAAGAGAUAUCUGGCUUCAAGAGGGACCCCGUGCCUUUUAUAAGGGUCUUCUACCAUCCCUUCUUGGGAUUAUCCCCUAUGCUGGCAUUGAUCUUGCUGCCUAUGAAACUUUGAAAGAUAUGUCAAAGACUUACAUUCUUCAUCAUGAUAGUGAACCUGGUCCUCUUAUCCAACUUGGUUGUGGGACAAUAUCUGGAGCGCUUGGAGCAACUUGCGUUUAUCCAUUGCAGGUUGUUAGAACAAGAAUGCAAGCACAACAAUCUACUACUGCUGAUGCUUAUAAGGGUAUGUCUGAUGUAUUUUGGAGAACCUUUCAACAUGAAGGUUUCAGAGGUUUUUAUAAAGGACUCUUUCCCAAUCUUCUCAAAGUUGUGCCAGCUGCAAGCAUUACAUAUAUGGUUUAUGAGAGCAUGAAGAAGAGUCUAGAUCUUGAUUAGAGAGCGUUAUUCAAUUUUGAUGGCGGCAGAGAUAAUCUUGCUGCUGAAAUGCUAAUGCUAUUGAUGAUGACGAUACCAGGUGAAUAAAAUAAGUAAUCAUAUGAUAAUUGCUGUUUAUGAUAGACAAUUAUACCCCCAGGGGUACAAAGGCACAUGAUUUUGUAGUCAGCAUUUUUCUCUAUGCUUAUCUGACAUAAAUAUUGACAAACAACAGUUUCGGCACAUUUUGAAGGAAAAAAAAGAGGGAGAGAGAGAGAAAACUAAAAAAAGGGAAGGCAAUAGGUUUAGUUAUAUAUCUUUUCUUAUACAUUUGAUACAAUGUCCUGAAUAAUUCAGAUUUUUCUCAUUUUGCAAAUACAUUUGGGAUUUGCUCUGCUGUCAUUGGAUCCUAGAGUACAAGCUUCAGAGCCUUUGUUUGGAAGAUAGACUAUAUCAUUUUUGUAUUGUACACGAUGAAAAGUAAGACUAUCUUCUCUUUACAUGCACCCAUCAUUGUUGGCUCUGUUGUCAAUGGAUCCUAUCCAAGUGCACAAGUUUCAGAGCAUUUGUUUGGAAGAUAGACUAUCUUCUCUUUGUUAUUGUACACGAUGAAACAUAUGAUAGGCUAUCUUCUCUUUUUAUCGUAUUCACUGGGAAAAAUAUAUGCACAUGCACCAUCAUUAAAUUCAUUCUCUGUGUAAUGUUGUAAUAAUUUCGGCAUGCCAGGGUUUACAGUCUUAGGACUUAAUUGCAAAUGGUAAGGGCUACAGCCCUUUUUCUGAACUUGCUUUUGUUAUUUUUAUUCCAUGUGCUUCAUUUGUUGGAUCUAAAUGUAUAUUAGUCACCAUUGAUCACAACUUCAUCAGUUUCAAACAUAAACAUACAUAUUUUGUGGACCUCCUGUUAAUAGUUAUUUACAAGACAAGAGCUUUUGUAUUGGGAUCUUAGCAUUA
Messenger RNA from Humulus lupulus (European hop), 2755 nucleotides. Its product is annotated as calcium-dependent mitochondrial ATP-magnesium/phosphate carrier protein 2. Bases 348 to 1823 code for a protein of 491 amino acids. Gene Ontology annotation, biological process: transmembrane transport. Gene Ontology annotation, molecular function: ATP transmembrane transporter activity; calcium ion binding. NCBI's taxonomy places the organism in Eukaryota, Viridiplantae, Streptophyta, Magnoliopsida, Rosales, Cannabaceae. The transcript is spliced from 4 exons. The record is from RefSeq and is a predicted model, not a curated record.